Boleophthalmus pectinirostris (great blue-spotted mudskipper) is the source of this 2549-nucleotide messenger RNA. Its product is annotated as equilibrative nucleoside transporter 1. Gene Ontology annotation, cellular component: plasma membrane. The coding region runs from base 220 to 1560 and encodes 446 amino acids. NCBI's taxonomy places the organism in Eukaryota, Metazoa, Chordata, Actinopteri, Gobiiformes, Gobiidae. The record is from RefSeq and is a predicted model, not a curated record. Gene Ontology annotation, molecular function: nucleoside transmembrane transporter activity. Gene Ontology annotation, biological process: uridine transmembrane transport; nucleoside transmembrane transport. The transcript is spliced from 13 exons.
AAAAACAUAUUCUAAACUAACUUUGCGCAUGUGGUAGCCCAGUUUGUCUGUAGAGAUGGAGUAGAGUCUUAAGACUCUAACUCCUCCCCCGACGUCCUGUGUAUUCCCCGGUCUCUCAGUCAGGGCUCACUCACAACAAAGCGUCGCUAUACAGACCUGGGGCCACCCUGAUAAGACCUGAUUUGAACAGGACCCAGAACCACCGCAGCAGCAGCAGCUAUGACGGCGGACAACGCACCACGAGACAAGUACAACGCAGUUUGGCUUAUCUUCUUCAUCCUCGGCUUGGGAACUCUCCUGCCAUGGAAUUUCUUCAUGACAGCAUCAGCAUACUUUACCAGCCGCCUGAAGGACCCAGUGAGCACUACAUUCAAUCAAACAGGAAAUGUGACAAUGGCUGGAGGUGAUACAAGAAAUGCCCUGGAGUCAACGUUCAACAAUGUGAUGACUCUGUGUGCCAUGGUCCCUCUGCUCAUUUUCACCUGUCUCAACUCAUUCAUCCACCAAAGGGUGUCCCAGAAGUUGAGGAUUUUGGGGAGUCUGUCUGUGAUCUUUGUUGUUUUCCUGAUCACUGCCAUUGUGGUGAAGGUCAGCAUUGAGCCACUGUCAUUCUUCACCCUCACUAUGAUCAAAAUCAUCUGCAUCAACUCAUUUGGGGCUGUUCUUCAGGGCAGUCUGUUUGGUUUGGCUGGGAUCCUGCCUGCUACCUACACCACACCCAUCAUGAGUGGCCAGGGCCUGGCCGGGACCUUUGCUGCCUUCUCAAUGAUCUGUGCAUUGGCCUCUGGAUCAGAAUUGCAGGACAGUGCCUUUGGUUACUUCAUCACUGCCUGUGCUGUCAUAUUGUUGGCCAUUAUGUCCUACUUUGUUCUUCCUAAAAUGGAAUUCUUUCAAUAUUACAUGGAGAGCCAUGGCUCCCAUUCAUCCAGUGCCGAUGAGGAGAACAAAAUGGACCUUCUUAAAAAAGAAGAUUCCACAGAGAAGAGACCAGUAGUGAAUCUGACUGAGGAUGAAGCCAGGCCCACUGUGUCUGUUGUAAACAUCUUUAAACAGAUCUGGGUGAUGGCUCUGUCCGUGUGUUUCAUCUUCACUGUCACCAUUGGGACUUUCCCCGCUGUGACUGUGGAUGUGAAGUCCACAGUAGCAAACGGAGGAACAUGGGAAACCUACUUCAUCCCAGUGUCAUGUUUCUUGCUGUUUAAUGUGAUGGACUGGGCUGGCAGGAGUCUGACAGCCGUCUGCAUGUGGCCUGGUAAAGACAGCAAGUUACUCCCUGCCCUGGUGAUUUUGAGAAUCAUCUUCAUCCCCCUGUUUAUUCUGUGUAAUGUUCAGCCACGCAAAUACUUCCCUGUGGUGUUCAGCCAUGACGCCUGGUACAUUACCUUGAUGAUCUUCUUCUCCUUCUCCAACGGCUACCUGGCCAGUCUCUGCAUGUGCUUUGGACCCAAGAAAGUGGCGCAGCACGAAGCGGAGACAGCAGGCGCGAUCAUGGCUUUCUUCUUGUCCCUGGGUCUGGCUCUGGGCGCUGCCUUCUCUUUUGCUUUCAGGGCCAUUUGCUAGAAGCUGGAGUAACUUUCAGUAGUUUUAGGCUAGACUUGCACUGGGAGAACUGAUACAACUGGAUGAGCUGUACUGCUUUUAAACAGCCGCCAAAGGAAGAUUUGGGUGACUUGGGUGCAACAAAAGAAGAGUAGAGAUCUGAUCCACUCUUCUCAAAGUUUAGACUGUUUUUGCUCAGUCAAAAUGGCAACUAUACAAGCACUCUGUCACAACUGGACUUCUGAUAUUUCCUGUGCACAUUUUACUAUUGCAACAAACUGAAAACCAAGCCAAAAGUGUUAUAAAUUUCUCCAUUUAAUUAAUAUGUAUUACACAUUUGCCAAAAUCAUGUAACCAAAUGUCACAUUCAUUCAGAAUAGAACAUGUCGGAGUUAAACAAACUAUUUAUCUUUAAGACUGCUGUGUUUCGUUUAAAUGCAAAUAUUUAAAACAUAGUAAUAAGCUGAACUCAAAAACAAGACUGCAGAAAUUAUUGAAGAACUUCUGUGCCCUUUUGUAGCAGUAUAUAUUGUAUUAUAUUUUGUUCAUAACUAUCAAAACAAUGAGACACAACUAACAUGCAAUGUCCAAAGUAUGCUGUUUACAAUUUAUGCUGUUGGAAAAUAAGUUUACUUGAUUGAUUUUUUUUUUAUUCAGAUAAGUGCACAGGUGACAGUUCUGUUACUGGUAGUGUAAGAAUUAAACAGACUCUAAACAUAUUAUGCAUACAUGUUCAUGUCUUGCCUAGGAUUUAACUGAAAAUAUUGUCAGUAAUUUCUCAGUAUUGACUGAGUUUGAGAUGAUGUUAUAAGACAACUUUUUAUUAUUUUUUUGUAACUGUUUUUACUUUGGCCAUAAAUUGCUUACACAGUACAAUGCAUCACCAGCUGCUGAUAUGUUAACGUCACAUUUUUUAUUACAAACACAAGGCCCGUGGUGACACACUCAGUGGGUAAAUGCAUAUUAUUGACCAUGUCAGUGUUGUGACUAAUAAAGAAACGUUUGUUAGA